ACGCCCGAGUGCAAGCUCUGCGCCGCCGAGGAGAGCCGCGGCGAGCCCCAGAGCCAGCACAAUGCAGGCCACCGCCGAUUCCACCAAGAUGGACUGUGUGUGGAGCAACUGGAAAAGUCAGGCUAUUGACCUGCUGUACUGGCGGGACAUCAAGCAGACGGGGAUCGUGUUUGGGAGCUUCCUGCUGCUGCUCUUCUCCCUGACCCAGUUUAGCGUGGUGAGCGUCGGGGCCUACCUGGCCCUUGCCGCACUCUCAGCCACCAUCAGCUUCCGCAUCUACAAGUCUGUUUUGCAAGCUGUGCAGAAAACCGACGAGGGCCACCCUUUCAAGGCCUACCUGGAGCUGGAGAUCACCCUUUCUCAGGAGCAGAUCCAGAAGUACACGGACUGCCUGCAAUUCUACGUGAACAGCACACUUAAGGAACUGCGGCGGCUCUUCCUCGUCCAGGACCUGGUGGAUUCCUUAAAGUUUGCAGUUCUGAUGUGGCUCCUGACCUACGUUGGCGCACUCUUCAAUGGCCUGACCCUGCUGCUCAUGGCUGUGGUGUCCAUGUUCACUCUACCCGUCGUGUACGUGAAGUACCAGGCACAGAUAGACCAGUAUCUGGGACUCGUGAGGACUCACAUAAACGCUAUCGUGGCAAAGAUUCAGGCUAAAAUCCCAGGUGCUAAAAGGCAUGCCGAGUGAACGGAGUGAACCGCUGUCCCACCGGGGACACAAACAGGAAUGUCCGGAGUGGUAACAGCUCUCUUCUUACUCGUUACUGCAAAUCGAUUGUUUUCCCCCCCAGUACCAUAAUCUUAGAGACAAACUUGACAACAGCUGUUUUCAGGCUGUUUCUGUACUCUUAGGAUAUUUGAGUCACUUGUGUCAAGCACUAAAGUAUAGAGAAAAGUGUAUUAGAUGUGGUUUUUAAUUUCGUGUUGCUAAAAAAAGUGCAUGAUGGUGAGAGCCCAAGUCCUCUUUCCUCCUUCGGUGUUCCUCCUCUUCUCUCUGCAAUGCUUCUGUAGCU
Molecule: messenger RNA, 1013 nt
Organism: Tupaia belangeri chinensis (Chinese tree shrew)
Lineage: Eukaryota; Metazoa; Chordata; Mammalia; Scandentia; Tupaiidae
Gene: RTN1
Product: reticulon 1
Exons: 7
Coding region: 62-688 (208 amino acids)
Biological process (GO): neuron differentiation; brain development; endoplasmic reticulum tubular network formation
Cellular component (GO): endoplasmic reticulum membrane; postsynaptic density; neuron projection
Source: RefSeq, a predicted model, not a curated record